Glycine soja is the source of this 1138-nucleotide messenger RNA. RefSeq lists its product as uncharacterized. The transcript has 4 exons. The coding region runs from base 62 to 787 and encodes 241 amino acids. Lineage: Eukaryota; Viridiplantae; Streptophyta; Magnoliopsida; Fabales; Fabaceae. The record is from RefSeq and is a predicted model, not a curated record.
AUGACACACCUUAGCAUUCUAUUUUCCACCUUAGUAGUAAGAGCAUAGAAGAGAGGUUGAAAUGAAGGUAGCUCCCAUCGUGGUUUUCUUGUUCAGAGACACAGAGGGUUUCGCCUCCGCCAUCUCACAAGCUCUCCAUGCCAACCCUUCCUCCUCCUUCACCCGCCAAGAGGACUUCUUCGAGCUCUCAUUGGAGGCUUAUGGAAUCAAACAUCUCAAAACAUCUGGGAGCGUUUCUCACUUCGUUGAUGAUCACGGUGCUUACAAGGUGACAAUUGUGGCUAUGGAGCAUUAUGAGCCACCAGUACUAGCUUGUGCUCUUAAUGAGGUUCUUAAUAAAAUUACUGAAGAUAAAUCUUCCUUGAUACCUACACUUUUGGUACCAUUUUUGGUGGAAUCAUCCAAGGUUAAAGGGCACAGUAAAUCCCUAAGAUCAGAUGAAAGCAAACCUUUAAUAUUUGGUACAAAGAUUGGUCAAAAUACAGACAUAAUGCAGGCCUUACUCAACAAAACCCAGGAGCCACCAUCUUCUUUGGGGGUUCAACAUGAAACUUUUGCAUGUUUUCUUCACUUUGUUCAUGUAAUGCAGUUACCAACCUUUUUUCUAAUUGGACAAGCUAGUCAAUAUUUGGACAAUAAAUCCACCAAGCAGCAUGAGAUACUUCAUGCAAUAGGUGAGAUUUUGGCUAGCACUACAGGUCUGCAGUUUUCAGAAGAUAGAGUGGUCUGGAAUCCGAAAAAGGCAUCAGGGGAAAGCAAGGAGCCAUGGCGUGCAUUAUACGGUUGAAUCAUGGGUUACGUGCAAACAUGGAACCAGUGUUUUCAUGGGUCUGGUUCUCAGAACCAUUGUUUUUUCUGUAAUAACUGUCCUUAAACAUUAUUAUAAAUUACCUCCCCCCUGCCCCCUCUCCUAAGUAUCUUAGUUGUGUAAUGUAUGUGUCAAUGGGAUGAAUGUGCCAUAGCAGGUAGCUUCAUGUUCUUGGUGUACAUGUGGGUUUAUUUUCAUUCACCUGUCCAAAAGGUUAGCUGAAUAUGUUUAACUGUUUAUGCUAUGCAUCACAUUGUAUACUCACUGUGUUACUUUGAUACUGUUACUGCUUUUGAAGGGAGAUAAAGAUGAGGAGCAUGAGGUUUUAAA